CCCCCCCCCCACCCUCUUUCUCCUCGUGCCUCCUCACCCCACCCCAUGGCCACCACCACCACCACCCACUGCUCCUCCUCCCACCCCGUUACUUAUCGCGGCUGCCGCUCUACUGCUCCGGCGCCAUAGAGACGCGCGUGUCGACCGAUCAAAGCCGCCGAUCGAGCUCGAGGCGGAGGAGGGAGCGAGCAGACGGAGCAGACUGGUGAGUUGAAGCUUGAGCGGGAGGUGGCGUUUGGCUCCGGCGGGCACCGGAUCGGAGAUGGUGCUGGAUCUCAAUGUGGCGUCGCCGGCGGACUCGGGCACGUCGAGCUCGUCCGUCCUCAAUGUGGCGUCGCCGGCGGACUCGGGCUUCCGCUUCGGCUUGCUCGGGAGCCCAGAGGACGAGGACUGCUCCGGCGAGCUGGCGGCGCCGGGCGCCUCCUCGGGAUUCAUGACGCGGCAGCUCUUCCCUCCUUCGGCCACGCAGGAGCCGGAGCCGGAGCCGGCGCCGGUAUGGCAGCCGCGCCGCGCCGAGGAUCUCGGCGUGGGGCAGAGGGCGGUGGUGGUCGCGAAGAAGACGCGGCGCGGGCCGAGGUCGCGGAGCUCGCAGUACAGGGGCGUCACCUUCUACCGGAGGACGGGCCGGUGGGAGUCGCACAUCUGGGAUUGCGGGAAGCAAGUUUACUUAGGUGGUUUUGACACUGCGCACGCGGCUGCCAGGGCUUAUGAUCGUGCUGCCAUCAAGUUCCGAGGGCUCGACGCUGACAUCAACUUCAGUUUGAGCGACUACGAGGAUGAUUUGAAGCAGAUGAGGAAUUGGACCAAGGAGGAGUUCGUGCACAUACUCCGCCGCCAGAGCACGGGGUUCGCGAGGGGCAGCUCCAAGUACCGCGGCGUGACGCUGCACAAGUGUGGCCGCUGGGAGGCGAGGAUGGGCCAACUGCUGGGCAAGAAGUACAUCUAUCUUGGGCUCUUUGACAGCGAAGUUGAAGCUGCAAGAGCAUAUGACAGGGCAGCCCUUCGCUUCAAUGGGAGGGAAGCUGUUACUAACUUUGAGCCUAGCGCCUACAAUGGAGGAGAGGCUCUACCCGACACCGAAAAUAGGGCAAUUGUUGAUGGUGAUGGUGAUGGUGAUGCGGUUGAUUUGGAUUUGCGAAUUUCACAACCUAAUGUACACGACGCCAAAAGGGACACCACCUUAGCUGACCUCCAGCUAACAUGCGACUUCCCAGAAUCUUCAAAUACGAUGACCUCUCAGCCAAUGAGCUCAUGGUCCCAGUGGCCUGUGUAUCACCAAAGCACAACAGUACCACCUCACCAUCAGCGCUUGUACUCAUCUGCUUGUCCUGGCUUCUUUCCGAACCUCCAGGAAAGACCAAUGGAGCGAAGGCCUGAGCUGGGUCCCCAGUCAUUCCCCACAUGGGGAUGGCAGAUGCAGGGCUCCCCUCACGUGCCAUUGCACCACUCUGCAGCAUCAUCAGGAUUCUCUACCGUCGUCGGCGCGAGCGCCGGCGUCCCGUUGCCGUCUCACCCACCGGCGUCGUUCCCGGACCACCAGUUCUACUUCCCCCCGACCGCUUGACAACCUGUUGUUCCGGUUCAACUCUUGGCCUUUGGGACGCCAGCUCAUCUUGUAUGUGGCGUUUCACGGCUUGCCGGUAACCGUUGCUUAUUAAUCGGAGAGAGAGCCAGAAGACCCAGUAUGGCUGAUCGCUCUGUGGUCUUUGCCUUGUUAUGAUCCGAGUCAUUGCUAGCACACCGUGGAUUCACCAUGGUUUAUGAGAUGUUUUUACCCACGUUUCAGCUUCAAGGUGCAUAGUCUAUGCAUGGAUCAUGAUCAUAUAUACAUGAUCUGUAGAAACUUAAGAUGCUUUGAACAUAUCAAACUUUUCAGUCACAUUCGAAUAAA
This is a messenger RNA of Phragmites australis (common reed), 1891 nucleotides long. RefSeq names its product APETALA2-like protein 2. Gene Ontology annotation, biological process: regulation of DNA-templated transcription. Bases 263 to 1564 code for a protein of 433 amino acids. The transcript is spliced from 10 exons. NCBI's taxonomy places the organism in Eukaryota, Viridiplantae, Streptophyta, Magnoliopsida, Poales, Poaceae. Gene Ontology annotation, molecular function: DNA-binding transcription factor activity; DNA binding. The record is from RefSeq and is a predicted model, not a curated record.